AUGAGAAAACGGACAGUGAUGGUAUGUGGAGUGGCGAUAGUGUGUUUCGUAGUACUGAUGGUUGUGACUCCAGCCAUUCCUCAGUCUCAAGAAUAUCAUGAUUUUGCUGACAAACGCCAAUUCCUCGGUAUACCCAAUGCAUUAAAUGUGGUCUCGAAUUUCCCCUUCUUUGUUGUUGGUCUAGUAGGGCUCAUACUUUGCUAUCAUGGGAAUUAUUUUAAGCUCAGCUUACAAGGUGAGCUUUGGGGCUGGGCAUGUUUUUUUAUUGGUGUGGCUGCUGUUGGUUUUGGAUCCUCUUACUAUCAUCUAAAGCCUGAUGAUGCUCGUCUUGUGUGGGAUCGUUUGCCGAUGACUAUUGCUUUCACAUCUAUCAUCGCAAUCUUCAUCAUUGAAAGAGUCGACGAGCAAAAGGGAACUGUGUCCAUCAUUCCCCUGGUUUUGGCAGGGAUUAUAAGCAUAUUAUAUUGGAGGUUCUUUGAUGACCUCCGUCCAUAUGCGAUAGUUCAGUUUGUACCAUGCAUUGCCAUUCCAGUCAUGGCUAUAAUGUUGCCUCCAAUGUACACACAUUCUACAUACUGGCUUUGGGCUGCAGGAUUUUAUCUUCUAGCCAAGGUUGAAGAAGCUGCUGAUAAACCAAUUUACAAAUGGACUCAUAAUACUGUAAGUGGUCACACCCUUAAGCAUUUAUGUGCUGCGAUGGUCCCCAUCUUCUUGACACUAAUGCUUGCAAAGAGGAGUGUUGAAACAGAGAGGUAUAGUUUCAUUUUGUUUGCCCUUUUUACUUCAAUCCUUCUAUGGCACUCGACAUUUACAGUUUUGGUUCUUCAUUACACUGAUAUAGACACAGUGGAUGCCCGUUUAUAA
Ilex paraguariensis (yerba mate) is the source of this 864-nucleotide messenger RNA. NCBI's taxonomy places the organism in Eukaryota, Viridiplantae, Streptophyta, Magnoliopsida, Aquifoliales, Aquifoliaceae. The record is from the annotation of a GenBank genome assembly.